CUGUACCAGAUGCACCAGAAUCCCCAGCUGUAUCUGAUGUUUUCCAUGACAACUGCACCAUCACCUGGCAACCACCAUUGUCUGAUGGUGGCGCCCCCAUAAUCGGCUACCAACUUGAGAGAAAGACUGGAACAAGUCAAAGAUGGGUGAAGGCCAACAAGGACCUGAUCCCUGAACUGACAUUUAAGGCUGAAGACUUGAUUGAGGGUAAUCAAUAUGAGUUUAGGGUUGCAGCAGAAAACAAGGCUGGGCUUGGACCAUACAGCUCACCAUCACAGCCAAUCACUGCUAAAGACCCAUGGG
Molecule: messenger RNA, 303 nt
Organism: Owenia fusiformis
Lineage: Eukaryota; Metazoa; Annelida; Polychaeta; Sabellida; Oweniidae
Source: the annotation of a GenBank genome assembly